AUGUUGCACUCCAAGAAGGAAAACAGUUGUAACAGCGAGUGGGUGGAGUCGCUGAAAUCCUAUGCUGGCGGCAUAGCCCUGCACCCAGACAGCUCUAUCUAUGACAUCGGCAUCGACUGGAUUGCACCCUACAACUCUACACAGCACAGUAUUGGCAUCCUGUUCAUCCGUUGUGCGGACAUGGACCCCCAUAACAAGGGCAAGAUCUGGAAUCAGGGUGUCAUCGCCAUCAUCCCCGGCCCCAGGAUGCCGUCUGUCCUCUGCGGGCGACUUUCCAUCGAGGUCUCCACCAUUGCGGGGCUGAUCACCGGUGUGGUCCCUGUCGGCAGUGUUCGGGCCGGCCCUUGCCGCCCCUGCGCCUGCACCGGGCGCGAGGGUUACGUGGCGCUACCGGUGUACAGUCGAGUCCCUUUUCUGCAAGCGUGUAUUGUUGUUGAUGAAAUCCUGUUGCCGCUGGCUGGUUCCGCAGGGUGGCUCGGUGGCGCUGGUGGGUCACUCUCCAUGUCGUCUGGCUGGCAGAAGGGGCAGACAGAGGAGGGUAGCUCGGAGGGUGGGUCGGACGCUGCACCACGUAAAAUCCACCCGUAAUCUCUGGGUCUUCACCCGUAAUUUCGCAUGUAAUUGGUUACAUGCGCCCGUAAUUCACCUGCAGCACCGCGUAAUAUUCAACCGUAAUCACUGGGUCUUCACCCGUAAUUUUGUGUGUAAUUGGUUACAUGUGCCCGUAAUUCACCUCCAGCACCGCGUAAAAUCCACCCGUAAUCACUGGGUCUUCACCCGUAAUUUCGCGUGUAAUUGGUUACAUGCGCCCAUAAUUCACCUCCAGCACCGCGUAAAAUGCACCCGUAAUCACUGGGUCUUCACCCGUAAAUGUUCACCUGUAUCCUUGUGCUCAAAUUACGGGACC
This is a messenger RNA of Volvox carteri f. nagariensis, 907 nucleotides long. RefSeq lists its product as uncharacterized. The record is from RefSeq and is a predicted model, not a curated record. The transcript has 6 exons. NCBI's taxonomy places the organism in Eukaryota, Viridiplantae, Chlorophyta, Chlorophyceae, Chlamydomonadales, Volvocaceae. Bases 1 to 588 code for a protein of 195 amino acids.